Sphaeroforma arctica JP610 is the source of this 878-nucleotide messenger RNA. RefSeq lists its product as hypothetical. The record is from RefSeq and is a predicted model, not a curated record. The transcript has a single exon. The annotation marks the transcript as partial. Lineage: Eukaryota; Ichthyosporea; Ichthyophonida.
CAGUUUAUGAACAUGUGGGUGAUCGGCAACACAAAGCGAUACAAGCGCAAAGCUAAAGUACGCACACGCACAGCCACCAUCCCACACGUCGCGUCACAUGUGCACUCCACCGACGGUGCGUCUGCGGUCAGUCGCCGUGUGAAACACGACACACAGGCGAGCAGCGUUAACGACAACGAGCCAGUUUGCGACACGAAUGGGCACGGUGGAGACCGGGGAAAGGGGCACGGAAUUAACGACAAGGGGAAGGUUUACGACUCGCAGGUGCAUGGCAUAUUCGAAACCCAGCAGGCAGUAUCACCUGGUAUGACCAAGGCCGUUUCACUGAAGAAGGAGUUGCUGCACAUCCAGAGCGAACGCGUACUUUCACCUGGAGCGGAUGUCAUGAGGAGACGGCAGCCUAUAAAUAGCAGCCAAUCAGAUCACCUCAGCGCCUCGGGUGCGCACAGACCCAACUCCAAUCCUUCACUCUCACCGAAUCUCCUUAUGAGAUCUACCCAAUCUGAUAGUGCAGAAUUCAACCAAUCAGACGCCUUCAGAUCUCUCGGACAGGCGAAUGGCGUAAAUGGCAUGCACCUAUCAAAUGGCCCCAUUUCAGACAGCUGCAACGAUCCCAACCAAUCAGAUGGCGCCAAUGACCUUACCAUCUCCACUGGCGUCAAUGGAUUACACCAAUCAGAUCGCCCCAUAUCUUCGCACCAAACGAACGGUCACAAGGAGCCCCGAGACGUUCACAAACUAUCGACUCAGUCACCGAAUGGAUGCGAUAGAGCAGAUGAGAGUUGCCUAGCAACCAUCUCAUGCGCAGCAGCGUCCGCGGAAGAGCGCCGGAGUGUCACACUGAUAGCGAAUGGGACUGUAGCACAUCUCGAAGAAAC